Molecule: messenger RNA, 1850 nt
Organism: Mercurialis annua (annual mercury)
Lineage: Eukaryota; Viridiplantae; Streptophyta; Magnoliopsida; Malpighiales; Euphorbiaceae
Product: protein NRT1/ PTR FAMILY 5.2-like
Exons: 4
Coding region: 7-1773 (588 amino acids)
Biological process (GO): dipeptide transport; transmembrane transport
Cellular component (GO): membrane
Molecular function (GO): dipeptide transmembrane transporter activity; tripeptide transmembrane transporter activity
Source: RefSeq, a predicted model, not a curated record
CUAAAAAUGGAAGAGAAAGGCCCUGCAAACGGGAGAGAUGAUCGUGAUUAUACGGAAGAUGGAACAGUGGAUCUUAAAGGAAGACCUAUUUUAAGAUCAAACACUGGCAAAUGGAGAGCUUGUGGCUUCAUUGUAGGGUACGAGGUGUUUGAGAGGAUGGCAUAUUAUGGAAUAGCAUCAAAUCUAGUGGUGUUUUUGACAAAUAAACUGCAUGAAGGGACUGUAGCAUCAUCAAACAGUGUUACCAACUGGAUAGGCACUGUUUGGAUGUUGCCUAUUUUAGGUGCUUAUAUUGCAGAUGCUCAUCUUGGCCGAUUUUCGACUUUUUCCAUUGCAUCUGCCAUUUAUCUCUCGGGAAUGGUCCUGCUAACCCUAGCAGUGUCACUACCAGCACUAAGACCAUCACCUUGCGGUGCCAACAUAAAAGAAGAGGACUGCACCAUAAAAGCUACACCUCUUCAAAAGGGUGUCUUCUACGGAGCACUAUACAUAAUCGCAGCCGGCACCGGCGGAACCAAGGCCAACAUUUCCACGAUGGGAGCAGACCAAUUCGAUGACUUUGAACCCAAGGAAAGGACCCAAAAGCUCUCGUUCUUUAACUGGUGGAUGUUCAGCAUUUUCUUCGGAACCCUUUUUUCAAACACGUUCUUGAUUUAUAUUCAAGAUAAUGUUGGUUGGAGCGUCGGGUAUGGUCUUCCGACCGUUGGAUUAGCUGUUGCGAUCGCUGUGUUUUUGGUCGGGACUCCGUUUUAUAGGCAUAAGUUGGCUGGUGGAAGUCCGUUUACGAGGAUAGCUCAAGUGGUUGUUGCUGCUGUAAGGAAGCGAAGUGUUGUUGUGUCGAAUGAUCCUAAGGAGCUUCAUGAGCUUAGUCUUGAGGAGUACUCUAAGUUAAAGAAAUUCAGAAUUGAUCACACCCAUUCUCUAAGAUUCUUAGACAAAGCUGCAGUGAAGAGCACAAACUCAACUUCACCAUGGAUGCUAUGUCCAGUGACACAAGUAGAAGAAACUAAGCAAAUCAUGAAAAUGCUCCCAGUUUUGCUAAUCACAUUCUUACCAAGCACAAUGUAUGCACAAAUCCACACACUAUUCAUCAAACAAGGCACCACUUUAAACAGAAAAAUGGGACCUCAUUUCGAAUUCCCACCAGCUUGUCUAACUGCAUUUGUCACAAUCUUCAUGCUCAUAAGCUUAGUCUUGUACGACCGCUACUUCGUUCCGUUCGCGCAACGCUACACGAAAAACCCUAGAGGGAUCACAUUGCUACAAAGAAUGGGAAUAGGCUUUGUUCUGCAUGUGAUUAUAAUGGUCACAGCUUGUUUAGCUGAAAGAAGAAGACUUAGUGUUGCUCAUGAACAUAAUAUUACUGAAAAAAAGGGUAUCGUUCCGCUUAGUGUUUUCAUACUUCUGCCUCAAUUUGCUUUGAUGGGUGUUGCUGAUACUUUUGCUGAAGUUGCAAAGUUGGAAUUUUUCUAUGAUCAAGCACCAGAGGGUAUGAAGAGCUUAGGGACUUCGUAUUUUACUAGUAGUUUAGGAAUUGGGAAUUUCUUGAGUAGUUUUCUGCUGAAAACUGUUGCUGAUUUGACUAAAAGAAAUGGUCAUAAAGGGUGGAUUUUGGAUAAUUUGAACAUUUCUCAUCUGGAUUACUAUUAUGUUUUAUUGACUAUCUUGUUGUUCAUCAACUUUCUAGUUUUCUUGGUAGUAGCUAAGUUUUUCGUUUACAAUAUCGACGUGGACGCCAAAAAAGAUUUGCAGGAAGCCAUUGAAGCUUCAUAAAAGAAGCUUCAUACCCAGGAUUGCUGAUGGUCAUUCCUUGUUUGUAAAUCUUCAUAAAUAUAAUACAUAUUACAGAA